Polyodon spathula (Mississippi paddlefish) is the source of this 1574-nucleotide messenger RNA. RefSeq names its product protein HEXIM1-like. Gene Ontology annotation, cellular component: nucleoplasm; nucleus; cytoplasm. Gene Ontology annotation, molecular function: 7SK snRNA binding; cyclin-dependent protein serine/threonine kinase inhibitor activity. Gene Ontology annotation, biological process: negative regulation of cyclin-dependent protein serine/threonine kinase activity; negative regulation of transcription by RNA polymerase II. The record is from RefSeq and is a predicted model, not a curated record. Bases 33 to 1223 code for a protein of 396 amino acids. The transcript has 3 exons. NCBI's taxonomy places the organism in Eukaryota, Metazoa, Chordata, Actinopteri, Acipenseriformes, Polyodontidae.
CUGGCUCCACGGCCGAAUGAACUCUAAAAACAAUGAGAGACUCUCAAAAAGAGAAGCGCGAAUAUAAUACUAAAUGGACCUGCUAUGUGAAUCAGGAAUCUGGAGCAGCGAGGUCACAGUCCAGCCACUGCAGGAGCAGCGAGGUCACAGUCCAGCCACUGCAGGAGCAGCGAGGUCACAGUCCAGCCACUGCAGGAGCAGCGGGCUCGCAGUCCAGCCACUGCAGGAGCAGCGGGCUCGCAGUCCAGCCACUGCAGGAGCAGCGGGCUCGCAGUCCAGCCUCUGCAGGAGCAGCGAGGUCACAGUCCAGCCACUGCAGGAGCAGCGAGGUCACAGUCCAGCCACUGCAGGAGCAGCGGGCUCGCAGUCCAGCCUCUGCAGGAGCAGCGGGCUCGCAGUCCAGCCACUGCUUUCCAGCACAGCUUACGAUGGCGGACGCCCUGAGUCCCAUGAGUGGCGCCUGUCUGCCCCCCAGGGAGGGGGAGGAGGGGCCUGACCCAGGGGAGAGCCCCAGCGAGGGGGAGAGCCCGAGCAUGGAGCCCCACUCCGAGGGCAGGAGGAGGCACCGGCGGCGGCCCUCCAAGAAGAAGCGUCGCUGGAAGCCGUAUUUCAAGCUCUCCUGGGAGGAGAAGAAGGAGCUGGACGAGCGUGAGACGGCGCGGGCCUCCCGGAUGCGGGAGGAGAUGUUCGCUAAGGGCCUGCCGGUCGCCCCCUACAACACCACGCAGUUCCUGAUGGAGGAGCACGAUCGAGAGGAGCCCGACCUCAAGACCGAGCUGGGGGCGCGGAGGCCGGCGGGGGUCAGCCGCUCCGAGGACACGGCCAGCGAGGAGGAGUUCAUGGAGCCCGAGGAAGAAGAGGACGGCAGCGGCGGCAGUGACGGCAUGGGCAGAGCGGGGGACGGCGGCGGGGAGUUCCUGCAGAGGGACUUCUCCGAAACCUACGAGAAGUACCACGCCGAGAGCCUGCAGAACAAGAGCAAGCAGGAGCUGGUGCGGGAGUACCUGGAGCUGGAGAAGUGCCUCUCCCGCCUGGAGGACGAGAACAACCGGUUGAGGCUCCGGCUCGGCAAGAGCGGCGACAGCCCCGCGGCAGAGAGCCCCAGAGUGAGAGAACUGGAGGGGGAGCUGGAGAGACUGAGGGCGCUCAACACAGAGCUGAGCACCGAGAACGAGGGCUGGAGACGAGAGGAGAGGGGACUCGCUGGCUCCACGGCCGAAUGAACUCGAUGAACGAGGGACAGGCAGAGGGGGAGGGAGAGGGGGGUGAAGAAACAGUGUAAGGACUGCAGUUUUAAUUUAGCUUCUUGAGGAUAUUUUGCUGGUAAAAAGUUUUGUUGUUAUUUUUUUUAUGAUGUUUUAAUUUUUUUAAUUUGACUUUUUGUUUUACCCCAGUGCCGUGAUCCGAGUAGAAAUCUUAAUUGGGGGGCUGGAGCUUAAACCCUUCUGUUGUACUCGCCUUUAUUAUAUACAAUCUCCCACUGGAAGAAAACCGCAGUAAAAUCCAUAGUUACUUUUGCGCUUAUUAUUUCCAAAACAAAAAAUUGUAAUACAAAUAAAAAAUAAAAUAAAUCA